This is a messenger RNA of Delphinapterus leucas (beluga whale), 1545 nucleotides long. It is a transcript of the gene FAAP20, whose product is annotated as FA core complex associated protein 20. Gene Ontology annotation, cellular component: Fanconi anaemia nuclear complex. Gene Ontology annotation, biological process: DNA damage response. Lineage: Eukaryota; Metazoa; Chordata; Mammalia; Artiodactyla; Monodontidae. Gene Ontology annotation, molecular function: ubiquitin binding; K63-linked polyubiquitin modification-dependent protein binding. The record is from RefSeq and is a predicted model, not a curated record.
UCCGGGAGGAUGGAGGCGGCGAAGAGGUCGAGGUUGAGACUGAGCCGCCGGAGGCCACCCUCGGGGGUCCGGUCCCCGAGCAACCCCCCCGGUUCCCCUCCGGACGGCGGCGAGUGUGCGCGGCCGUGGGCUGAGCUGCUGCGCGCCGCGUGUGCGGAGCUGAACGUGGACGGCGAGCCGCCGCCGCUGCCCGCGUUCCCCGGCCAGGAGCCCAGGCGCAGCCCUGAGCGCGCGCCCCCGGAAAGCUUCACCGUGGGAACCGAGACCUUCUCCUGGACGCCCUUCCCGCCGGCCCCGCGGCGAGGCGGGGACCCGAGCGACUCCGACCGGGUGCUCCGCGAGGCCCUGGGGCGCACGGGGUCCUCCGCCUGGUCCCCCCAACGACACCCCGCGCCCGAGCCCCGCGGGACCUCCAGCGCCGAGGAGCAGCCGUCCGUAGAGGGGUUGCCGACACUGCAGAGUUGCCCCAUGUGCCAGGCCGUCUUCGCCCCCAGGCUGACCCAGCUGGACAUUGAGAGCCACCUGGCCCAGUGCCUGGCGGAGAGCACGGACGACGUGGUGUGCGUCAUGACUGAAGUGGACAGAGCAGCCCAGGCAGGUGACAGAGACAGUGUCACCAGCAGUUCGGGUAUUUGUACCCAAGUUGGCACAAGAACGGACGCUUUGCUCACCCCUCCGACUCGGCUCACAUUUCACAACCGUGUUUUAAAACCCCAGGUGAACCUGCUCCUUCUGCAGCUGUAGGUCACUGCCAGCAAGGAAGACACUGUCACCGGUGCCUGUCAUCACCCGCAGGGGUUCAGAGCAGCUCCCCUCAAGUCGGGAAUUCACGGGGAGGGACAGGCCCGCCUGCCGGCAUCUUGCGUGAGCUGUGUCUCGUUCGUGCUCUCAGUGCCCAUGGGAAGCAGGGCCAGGGAGCGUGUGCAGGUAGUUUUCCUUCCGGUGCUGUUGGCCCACAGGUUCUGGAAGAGCCUCGUCUCCAGCACAGCCACAGUGGCUGCAGCACCGGCGGGAGAGAGGGGGUAGGAUGUGGAAGCCUAAGGUUAACCCCCAGAAGUUGGUAUUUUCCUUUCAAAAAGGGCUUCAGACGAGCCAUGAAAAGACACAGAGGAAGCCUCAGUGCACAUUUCUCGGUGAAAGACGCCAAUGUGAAAAGGCUACACGUUGUGUGAUUCCAACUCUAGGACAUUGUGGGACAGGCAAAAGCCGUGGAGACGGUAAGGAGAUCAGUGGUCUCCAGGGGUUAGCGGGGAGAGGGCACAGACACCAGAGCACAGAGGAGUUUUAGGGCAGGAAAAUACUCUGAACUACAAGGGUGGUUAUGCAAUACGUGGAUCAAGCCUGGGUCCAAACCCACAGAAUGUACCGCUCCCAGGUGACGCAGCAGAGCAGGUUCUUCCCUUGUAGCAAACGCACCCUCUACGGGGAUGCUGGGAGAUGGAGGCGGCAGCGGGGGGGGGCACAUGGGAACUCUGUACCUUACCCUCACUUUUGCUGCGAACCUAAAACUGCUCUGAAAAAUAAAAUCUGUUUUUUAAAAAUGGC